ACUUGCAUGCGACUCGUUCGACAGGAGAAUAACGGCGACAGUUCCAAUAGAAAUUUUCAUUGUCUAGUGCAUUGGUGUUCGCCUUUCAGACCUGUGUGGGGGAAAAACAGCUGAACGCAUUGGCGAUUUGCAAAUUUAAUCCGUUGCUUUAUUACUGUUGGUCUAGAAGAGAUAGCAAAAAUUUUGCCAAAUCGUCUAUUAUUGUCUUUAUGAAACCAUCGUAGCAAGUUUUCUUGUGUUUCGAUAAAAAUCGAUGCCCCACCAUGUUGGCCAGCAGUAAAAUUUUGCCAAACCUCAAUGUUGAUGUUGAGACUGGUAAUCAUACAGUCAAUGUGAAUAGUGAAACUGACAUGCUGUCUACCAGCUCUCCAAAAUGCCACUCCUUGUCCCACACUGUUCACCAACCUAGGACAAGGAACCUGCACCAUCAUGUCAGGGGCAACAAGAAGAUGCCUCCCAAAAGUCCAGAUCUAAUAGAACUUUCUGAUGCUGGCCAGUCACCUGUUUCGGUACCAGAGGAUGAUAGUAGCCCAGGUGUGACCACUGAUGCUGAUAGCGAAGAUCCUUCUUACUGUGAUACAGAAUCUCCUACACCCACAAAUAGUGCUGUAACUGUUGACCCCAAAAACUACUGGCAGGGAGCGGAAGAACAUAGAGAGCUGCUUGCAACCGAGGGUGAAGAAGAAGAUGAUGAUGAGGAUGUGCAAGAUGAUAAAGACGACCAAAGGGAUAUUGAAUUGGUGGAUAUCAACAGUUCUGACUCUGAUGUUGGAACUUCAAAUAACCCAAGUAGUGAUUCUGAUGGAGGCAACCUUUCUUAUUCCAAUGAUGUUGAUGACAUUGAUGAAGAAGAAUUAUGGAAGAUCAGUCCAGACCAGUUAUCCUACUACAAAGUCCAAUUCAAAACACUUCAAACUGACCCAAAUGGAUUGAUUGGUGGCCCCCAAGCUAAACAGUUCUUUGAAAAAUCCCGACUUCCGACUGCUGAACUCUCUCAUAUUUGGCAACUGAGCGAUGUGACUAAGGACGGUGCUCUGUCUUUGGCUGAAUUUUGCACAGCAAUGCACCUGGUAGUAUUAAGAAGGAACAAGAUUGCACUGCCUAAGCAAUUGCCACCUGCACUUGAUCCUUUGCAAAUGCUUGAAGUUGCACCCCUAGCAUCACAGUCGACACUAGUGGCAUCAACUGUUGCGACAACAGUCACUGAUAAGGAGCCACAAAAUAGCCAAGUGAAACCCUCAUCGUCUAGCGUACAGACGGCCGUGGAUGGUUCUGGCGCCGUCCAGCAUUGGACCAAAUUUGUCGACUCUCCUACCGGAUCGGUGGCAUCACCUGGUCCCCAACCAGUGAAUUUUGACUUCAAACGGGCCCAGGUGGAACAAGAUCCACGUAUUCUACACCCAGUCGCCUUGCGGCUUACACCCGAGUCUCAGCAGUCAUCUGAAAUGGGUCCGUCUUCUGGUGCCGUUUCCCUACCCCAACCUUCGACUGUUACUUCCCUCGGUAGCACUUUGACUAGCCACGCGACCUCCAUUCCCUCUGCCACUUUAAUUGCGAAUUCAUCGAUUGGUAAAAAAGAACCACCGCCUCCUCCUCCUCCACGACCGUAUAGAGGGCACACCAGGAGCUCUUCGUUAGACCUAAAUCAACUUGGUCGCAAUACUGGAUUGAACUCUGUUGCUCCACCUGCUGUUCCUCCUCGCGUGUCGCCUAGUAUGGGCUCUCCUAGGAAAGAGAGUGAAUCAAACAAUCAAACCACUAGCGGUGGAGCCUUCCAGGUUUACCGGAGGCCCACCGGACCGAUUGCCAUUCCUGCUGUGAGUACCAGCGCAACUCCUGAAAAGAAACUCGGUGUAUUAUUAAACACCUCGACGGCAACCAAAAGUUUGACAUCUGUCAUCGAAGACCACCAACGUCGAGGCGAAGUCCUGCGGAAACAGCAACAAAUUCUGACCAAGCAGUUGUUUGAUAUCCAAGAAGAGAGAAAUCACCUAGAACUCCGUCUUCAAAAAAUGCACUUAACCGAUUCUCAGUGUUAAAAAAAAGGUGUAAACCGAACGA
Molecule: messenger RNA, 2061 nt
Organism: Daphnia carinata
Lineage: Eukaryota; Metazoa; Arthropoda; Branchiopoda; Diplostraca; Daphniidae
Gene: Reps
Product: ralBP1-associated Eps domain-containing protein 2-like
Exons: 7
Coding region: 264-2039 (591 amino acids)
Biological process (GO): endocytosis; endosomal transport
Cellular component (GO): cytoplasm; plasma membrane
Molecular function (GO): protein binding; calcium ion binding
Source: RefSeq, a predicted model, not a curated record